Molecule: messenger RNA, 528 nt
Organism: Lathyrus oleraceus (garden pea)
Lineage: Eukaryota; Viridiplantae; Streptophyta; Magnoliopsida; Fabales; Fabaceae
Product: classical arabinogalactan protein 1
Exons: 1
Coding region: 109-450 (113 amino acids)
Source: RefSeq, a predicted model, not a curated record
CUCUCUACUUUUCCCGAACACUUUACUCUCUUUUCACAACCACUCUUAUUACCUCUUUCUAUUCGUUUUUUUUUGUAGUGUAUUUUGAAGAACUCUGAAGAAAUAACAAUGUCUCUAUUCAAUUUGAAAUUGGCAUUUAUGAUUGUGGCUGCAUUGUUGUUGAGCACUACAAUGGCUCAAUCUCCAGCUUCAUCUCCAACGAAAUCGAAGUCACCGAGAAAAGCGAUUUCUCCUACACCAGCUGCCGUGACUCAACCACCUGCUUCUUCUCCCGCCAACGGAGGUUCUCCUCCUGAACAAUCGGCAUCUCCUCCGGCGAUCUCUCCGUCUUCAAUCUCUGGUCCACCAUCUGAAGCACCAGGACCUGCUUCCGGCGGUGUAGUUUUGAACAGAGUCUCUGUUGCUGCUGGAUCUGCGCUUUUAAUUUUCGUAACUGCUUUGGUCAUGUAGACGGAGUUCUUCUAUGCAUUUUUUUAUUUGUUAUUUAAUUAUUUAAACUUAUAUGAAUCCAUUGAUUUUAUUGAUUCA